ACCCAAAACCUCUGAUUUGCAUCUCUUCGUAAGCGCCACGCUUCGAUUCCGGCACUGUUCUUCCGGCCUCCUCCCUUCUCCGCCUCCGUCCUCGCGAUCACUGUCGAGCUCUCAUUCAGUUGAAAAGCAAGCGAGCAAUCUGAGAAAAUUAAUCAAUUACAUGACUGUGCUCUAGACAGUAUUGGGAGUUGGAGACAGUAUCAAUGGCUUACAGGCGCAGCCUUUGCACAAGAGCAAAUCUUAUAGCCCGGCAGUGUCAUCCAUCGAUUAGUAUUUUUGGUCAUACUAAUGACCGUAAAAAUGAACAUUUGGAUGGAGAUUCAAUUUCCCAUGAAAAAAUCAAUAGUUUCCUGCAGAGCAGAUCAUUUGGAACCAGCUUUAACAAGUCAUCCAGGUCUAAUUUUUUUUCUCAUGAUAGAAAAUAUCCAAACACUUUCCUCUCGUCAAGCGCUGGUUCCUUUUUCUGCCGCUACAUGUCAAGUACUAUUGGCGAAGGGUCUGAAAAAAUUGAAUUCAUGAGUGAUGUUGCAGAAGUUCUUACAGAUACAACAGUUCAAUCAGCUGUAUCUCAGGCUUCUGUUGCUGAUGAAGUAGCCGUUGCUGCUGCUGAUUCUUUUCUCUCUGUCAAGGGUGUGCAGUACUUUAUAGAUGGUAUUCAUUCUUUUACUGGAUUAAACUGGUGGGCUUGCAUUGUAUUAACAACCCUGCUGAUCCGUAGUGCAACAGUCCCACUUUUGAUAAAUCAACUCAAAUCUACUGCAAAGCUUACUUUGUUAAGGCCUCACUUGGAAGAAGUUAAGACGGAGAUGCAAGAAAAGGGUAUGGAUCCCAGGGCUGUUGCUGAGGGUCAACAAAAAAUGAAAAAACUUUUUAAUGAGUUUGGUGUGAGCCCAUUUACUCCAUUGAAGGGACUUUUUAUUCAGGGUCCUGUCUUCAUCAGUUUUUUCCUUGGGGUCUCAAACAUGGCAGAGAAAAUGCCUUCUUUUAAAAAUGGUGGAGCAUACUGGUUUGUUGAUCUCACGACUCCAGAUACUAUGUACAUUUUUCCAGUUUUAACUGCGCUGACAUUCUGGAUCACCGUGGAGUACAACAUGCAAGAAGGUAUGGAAGGUAAUCCUAUAGCUUCCACAAUGAAAAAUGUGAUGAGGGGUCUUGCUAUAGCUACGGUUCCCUUGACCAUGAAUUUUCCUAAGGCAAUAUUCUGUUACUGGGUUACGUCUAACGUGUUCUCACUCGUAUACGGGAUUGUUCUCAAAGUCCCCGGGGUUAAGAAGGCAUUGGGUGUUCCAGAAAUACCUGUAGCAAAUACCAAUACCACUCCACAACCUGCCUUCUCGUUUCUUUCAGCUAUGAAACAAGCAACAGCAGCACCUGAACCUACUGCCACUACAUUAACAGCUGAACUGUCACCGUCGCAAGACCGGAAAAUCUCAUCAUCGUCGGUCAUCAGUCAGAGGCUUAGAAGUUUGGAAAAAGAAGUGAAGGGAAGGAAAAAGAUGAAGAACAAGAAAAAGUGAGGCUUAUACUUUAGUUUCAGGUAUUGGUGUAUUAUUACAUUCAUUUAACUUUCUGUAGUUUUGAUAUAUAACCAGUUGCUUUGAUAAUUUUGAUACCCCAGGAAGAGAUAGAGAUAUUAUUAGAAAAGAAAAUAAAUUGUUGCUUGUAAGAAAUUCUACAAGUUGAAUCUGAAUUUUGGAUUUUUGAUAAGAAUACUUUGUAAAACAGAGCUGAGAUAUUAGAAAAGUGUUGGAUGAUCUGUGUU
This is a messenger RNA of Cucurbita moschata (crookneck pumpkin), 1762 nucleotides long. Its product is annotated as mitochondrial inner membrane protein OXA1-like. Gene Ontology annotation, biological process: mitochondrial respiratory chain complex IV assembly; protein insertion into mitochondrial inner membrane from matrix. Gene Ontology annotation, cellular component: mitochondrial inner membrane. Lineage: Eukaryota; Viridiplantae; Streptophyta; Magnoliopsida; Cucurbitales; Cucurbitaceae. The coding region runs from base 204 to 1517 and encodes 437 amino acids. The record is from RefSeq and is a predicted model, not a curated record. The transcript is spliced from 12 exons. Gene Ontology annotation, molecular function: membrane insertase activity.